This is a messenger RNA of Colletotrichum higginsianum IMI 349063, 870 nucleotides long. RefSeq names its product GDSL-like Lipase/Acylhydrolase. The transcript is spliced from 2 exons. Lineage: Eukaryota; Fungi; Ascomycota; Sordariomycetes; Glomerellales; Glomerellaceae. The record is from RefSeq and is a predicted model, not a curated record. Gene Ontology annotation, molecular function: phosphatidylcholine lysophospholipase A1 activity. The coding region runs from base 1 to 870 and encodes 289 amino acids.
AUGGUCUCGAACGACCCGCUGAGAUUUAAGGGUUCCAAGCCGGGCCAGGCAAUCAAGCCCGGGACGACGCUCCGCAUCUUGUGUGUUGGCGACUCAAUCACUGUUGGGUUUCUCAGUGAUAUGGAUGGAGGAGAUGGCAACGGAUACAGACUCAAGCUUCUAGAUGACCUGUCAAGUCAGUUCGUCCCAGGAACGCUUCCUUCAAGCAGCGAGCUGACAUGCGGAGCAGAAGAUGAGGUGGUCUUUGCAGGAACAGAGACGAUGAAUGGCACCAUGCCUGGCGGUUAUUUCGCGGCUUGGUCGGCCAUGACCAUCAAGUUCAUUGCAGAACAUGUCGGGCCAUCCCUUGCGCAGAGGCCAAACAUCAUACUCAUUCACGCCGGUACGAAUGACAUGAAUCCCGACCCAAACAUAUCCAGGGAAGGACACGACCCGAAAGCGGCGGCAGAUCGUCUCGGUGAGCUCAUCGAUAAGACCGUCAUGGCGUGUCCUGAUGCCACGGUCCUCGUGGGGAUGAUUAUCGGCUGUUACGAUGAGACGCAGAUGAUGAACAUCGCUCAAUUUCGGUCCUUGAUCCCGGGCAUCGUUCAAGCUCGACAGGAUGCAAAGAAACACGUUCUCGCCGUGGAUUUCUCAACCUUCCCCAUGAAUGCUCUGAGGGACGGCAUCCACCCUACAAAUCCGGGGUACAGGUUGAUGGGGGACUACUGGUACGACUUCAUCACGCAGAUCCCCUCAGAUUGGAUCCAAAAACCGAUUGGCGAUAAUCCUCGUCGGUCGAGUGAGCUCCUUCAUGAGAAAUCGACCGAAAAGGUGACGGCAACUUGGUGCCAGCGGAUCUAUCAGUUGGUGUUUGGCAAGACAGCAUAA